AAAGGGAAAAUGGCGAGUGAGGAAGAGGAGGAUGAAGAUGAAGAGGAAGAAAAACCCCAAAAAGCCCCGAAAUUUGCCCCAAAAUCCCCGAAAUUUCCCCCGAAUUCCUCGGGCUCGGAUUCGGAGGAUUUGCCGUUGGCGAAAUGGGCGGAAAAAGGGAGAAAACGGGCAAAGGAGGAGGAGGAGGAGGAGGAGAGGAGGAAGAGGAGGAGGAGGAAGGCCAAGGAGGAGGAAGAGGAGGAGUGGUGGAGGCGCGGGAAGGACCCGCCGGAAGUGGCGCGGUUGAAGCGAUACCUCCGAGCCGCCGGGGGGCGCCCCAACUACAAGCAGCUCUUCCGGAAGUGCCGCAGCCGCCGCGAGGUGCUGGAGGCGCUGAGGGGAGCCCUGCGCGACCUGGGGCUGCGCGGCACCCCCUCCCUGGCCCGGUGCCGCCGCCUCGGCCGCCGCCGCGAGGAAAAAGCCGAACUCGCCGCCUUCGACGCCUCCAACAUCUUACCCGCGAGAUCCCGGCGGAGAAACCCCGAAAAUGCCCCAAAAUCGCCCCCGAAAUCGCCCCUUCCCCCCCCGGAUUGGUCGCGGCUCCGCGGCGUCGUCAGCUCGGACAGCGAGUGAAGGGAAUUUGGGACUUUUUUUUUUGGGGGGAAUUCUCGGGGUUUUGGGGUUUUUUUUUUUUUAA
Messenger RNA from Camarhynchus parvulus, 676 nucleotides. RefSeq names its product HIRA interacting protein 3 (gene HIRIP3). The record is from RefSeq and is a predicted model, not a curated record. Gene Ontology annotation, cellular component: nucleus. Bases 10 to 612 code for a protein of 200 amino acids. The transcript has 4 exons. NCBI's taxonomy places the organism in Eukaryota, Metazoa, Chordata, Aves, Passeriformes, Thraupidae.